Messenger RNA from Dreissena polymorpha, 4672 nucleotides. RefSeq lists its product as uncharacterized. Gene Ontology annotation, biological process: negative regulation of gene expression. The coding region runs from base 160 to 2535 and encodes 791 amino acids. Gene Ontology annotation, cellular component: cytoplasm; nucleus. NCBI's taxonomy places the organism in Eukaryota, Metazoa, Mollusca, Bivalvia, Myida, Dreissenidae. The transcript is spliced from 13 exons. Gene Ontology annotation, molecular function: NAD+ poly-ADP-ribosyltransferase activity; transcription corepressor activity. The record is from RefSeq and is a predicted model, not a curated record.
UACAUUAAGAAUCGGCUACUUUCGGCUGUCUGCUAAAUACGAAAGUAGAUUCCUUUGGUGGGAUUUCCAAUCUGAUAUCAGUAAAAACACCUCAUUUAUUUGGCAAAAUGUCAUUAGCACUGAAGAGAAUCACCAGAAUAGCAUGUAUUUCUUUUGACUAUGGGGCACGAAUCAUCAAAAGUGAAGGGAAGUAAAUCUGUACCAGAUUUACGAGCGGAGAUUCCACCAACUCGGAACUAUUUUGCAGCUGCUUUUGAAGAACCAGAAAGAACUCCACCCACCAAGAAACGUCAUCGUCAUAAAAAUAAGAUGUUUUCUGAUCGCAAGAAACUGACCUUGGGGAAAGGUCGCAUUAAUGUCUGUGUAAUCAAGGGAGAUCUUACACAGGAAAAGGUGGAUGUAAUAGUAUGUACUGCCAACAAGCCUCUUGACCUCAGUAAAGGUCGCGCCUCGAGGACCAUUUUAGAGGCAGCUGGAGACGGCAUGGCAGAUGAGGUAAAGGCUUCGUACCCAGAUGGUAUCGAUUAUGGGGAGGUUGCUGUUGUAAGCUCUGGGAAUCUAGCCUGCAAGAAAGUGUACUUUGUUGCCCUGCCCGUGGCUGGGACCGGGGUGUUAGAUGAUAACAAGAUGCUUCACAACACUGUGACCAUGUGUCUAGAAAUGGCAGAUCAAAGCAGGUUCGAAUCCUUGUCCAUCCCCGCACUGGGCACGGGCCUUCUGAAGUACACCACUGCAAUGGUUGCCAUGGAAACAAUACAGAGUGUAGAAGACUUCAGCAACAGUAACCCUGGCACCAGCGUCAAAUAUGUCAAUGUUGUUGUGUACUAUCAAGAUGACGACUCCUUUACGGCUUUUGAGGAGGAAGCACGUGGUCGCGCUGGACGACCAAUAAACCACAAUGGGGUUGUGUCUUCAUCUGGGCCCGUAUUACCCCCGAGGGCAUAUGCAGGGGUCAGGUCUAUCAUGAGGGGUAUCAACUACAGUGGUCCACAAAAGGAUGGUUGCCUAGGAAACAUCAGUGUUAAAGUAGUGACUGGCACACUGGCAAAAUUCAAAGCUGAUGUCCUAGUGAGCAACUGUGGCAAGGAUUUGAAACUAAAGAAUGGAGCCCUGGCGGAGUCCCUGCUUGAGGCCGCAGGAUCUCAACUGCAGGAUGAAUGUGAUCAGAACUACCCAAACGGUAUCCGGCAGGGAGACGUGGCAGUGACCAGCGGGUAUAAUCUAGAUUGUGAAUACGUGUUUCAUGGUUCUCUACCAAACUGGGACAACAAAGGUCUAACGGCUAAAAAGGCACUAUGUCGCUUCAUCGAUAAUUGUCUGAAAGAGGCAGAGCAACGGUCUCUAAGCACGAUGGGGAUUCCCGCUCUUGGGACUGGUUCGAUGAAAUUUCCUGCCAAGGUGAGCGCAGAGCAGACGUUUCAAUGCAUCAGUAAGUUUGUGAACAACUACCCGCAGGGAACCAGCCUCAAGUGUAUCACUAUUAUCGUGUAUGACAGGGCGGCAGACUGUACAUUGGUGAAACAGGCAUUUGAUGAAGCAUUACAACAAACUUUGCAAGAAAAUGUCGAUGAUGAUGAUGCGGGCGACAUAGCCGAUGUUGAGCAGAAGAUGCAAAUGAAGCUUCUUAUGACUGCUGCAAAGAACUCCCUCGAGCGCACAUGUGGGGCAGACCCAGGAACAGAAGAAUGGUUCAAGUUCAUGUACAAGUCCGAGCCAUGUUCUCCAAGCUACUGGACUACGUUCCACAGCAGAAAGACCCUGAAGGACUGGGGCCUUGAGGCCAAAAAGAGGCCCUUUAUUCGUUUGCCUAUUCAAGGUCAAGACUUUCAGGAUGUAGUGAAACUUGUGCAGGACACUUGGGAUGCUCAGCAUGUGGGUCACGGGCGCGAUGCCCAGGGUCUGGGUGGGCUGAACUACACCAAGGUGAAGGUCACAAAAGUUGAACGAAUAGAAAAUUAUGAACUUUUUCAUAAAUAUGCAGUUAAGAGACAGGAAUUGUUUAAAAAAGCAUUAAAUACAGGCAGGCCAUUUAAGUCUGUAGAAACCUUGAAAGGGUCAAAGGGAAAAGUAUUAACAACUAGCAAGAUAGGAAAUAACUCGGUGCUAGCUAACGAGGUGUAUCAUGAAGUAAACGAACAUUAUAUGUUUCAUGGGACAGAUGUGGUGGAUAAAAUAGUGGAACAGGGUCUUGAUUGUAGACUGGCUGGUCAGACUGCCAUGUUUGGACAGGGUGUCUACUGCGCGGAAAGUUCAACUAAAUCAGAUCAAUAUGCAGAUCCAAAAGGUAUGCGGUCACUAACCGACAGGAAGAUGCUGCUGGUGAGGACCUGUUUAGGAGAACCGUUCGUCACUUCCAGCGCAAAGUCAUAUGCGCGACCCCCCUGCAAGUCCUGCUUAGAGGACAAGUGCCACUGUUCCAACAACCAGUUCUAUGACUCAGUCAUUGGAGAUGGGUCGUGGAAUUUCCGUGAAUUUAUCGUAUACAACAUGACUGAUGUAUAUCCAGAGUAUAUUGUCACUUAUAAUCGCGUUUAGUGGCAAUGCAAUUGUAAUUUGUUUUAUUACUGUCUAAGUUUCUUAAGAUGUACCUUAUUUUGUAUGGAAUAUUAAGUAAAUAGUAUUAAGUAAUGCUUUAUUAACACUUCCUUGAACGUUAAGGUAUUUCUGAAUUAAUUUGUGUGUGUGUUUUUCGAUUGCCAUUUUUGCCAUUAUAUUUAUGAAAUAUUUUGUGUUGGUUUUGGUGAAUCAAGAAAAAUGUCAUUAUUUCAGAAAUAUUUGUCACAUUUCAUGUCAUUUUACACAAUAAGCAUGUUUUCAAUGCUUAAGGAAAUAUCAUAGGGACAAUUGUAUGUUCAUUUGAAAUGGACCUACUGACUUGCCCACCAAAUAAAUUGUUCCAAAAUCUGUGAAAUUAUUUACAUUUACCGAAAUUUGAUGGACUCAAGUCAGUGUUUUGUUACUUGGAAAAUUAGCUUAAUCGCCUUGACUUAGAAUGCAGGUUAUACUUAUGUAAGGAAUUUGUGCCGUUAUAGCAACAUAACAUUAACCUGGCACUUAGGAACUUUGUUAGCCUAAAUUAUACACCAUGCUAUUUCAUGUAUUUGCAUGUGAUGUUGUUCAUGCACGUUUUGCACGAGUUUUUUGAGGCCAUACAUACAUUAUUCUAGUGGGUAUGCUUCAAUCAAAUUAAACUACUUCCUAGUCAUUCAUAAAGAUAAGCGCCAGAUUAAGAAGAGCGAGCUCUCCAAAUGUCAUCAUUAAUGUCCUUUUAUUUUCCAAUUGUCCUUCGCUUUAAUAAAAAUGCCACUAAAAUUUGUGUCAACUCUCAACUCAUUUUACUGCCAGUUGUAUUUCACUCAAACUUUCUCACCUAUCAAACCUUCAUAUGCAUGUAAGACAAUGACCGAUUUUUUUACUCUUUAUUUUUUUUGUCCUUCAUGAAUAUGUAUUUUGUUUAUAUAUUUUUUUAGAAAAAAAAAGGUGUUCUCUGUUUAAACGUGUCAAGGGACGUUAUUUUAUGUGGAACACCAAGUUUUAAAGGUUCGAAUAUUCACGUUGAAACGUGAAUUCAACUACAGGUACACGCAGUACUAUGAGGACUUGAAGGACUAUAAGCAUAAUAUUUUGUCAAAAAUAAAUUAUUCUAUAUGAAGUUGUGUGCCAUAGUUUCAUGUCUAUAUUUGUCUUGGCUCUUAUGGCAUUGUUAUCCACCACAUGUUUAAAUGACAUUAUGAAUAUUUAUGGAUAUGUAUUCAGAUGACUUGGUUUGUAUUUGGAAUGUACUUCAUGUUUCUGUAGAAUUGGUCACCAUGCGCAUUGGAAUUGCAGCUGAAGUCUGGUCCACUCCAGUCACUUGUUCUGGUUUUUUAAACUUCAAACUUCAUAAAGAUUUAUUUUAUAUGUGUUUUAUCAUUUCAAAUGAUAAAGUAAUGCCUUAAACAAUCGAGUAAACUGUAACUUUGCAUUGUUUUUAUUGGUUUUUGUUUGCUUGGUUUUCAUUCACGAACAUACGUUAUUGUUGUUGUUUUUUUCUGUUUUUUUUUGUGUUAAAGUAAAAUUUCUAAGCACUCUCAAUAUACAUCAUUCCUCUAUCCUAUUCUGAGUGAUUGUUUACAUCAAUUUUGAGUUUGUCUUCUGUAUUGUUCUUUACAUGUUUUAUACAAAAGUGAAACAUUUGUUAAAAUUAAAUGCUUCUGCCAUUGAGCUGUACGUUCGUCUGUCCGGCUGCUUAAAAUUUUACCAUUUGUGUCUCUUUAACUGCGGCACAUAAGUUUGAUUUAUGCUAUGUAACAUGUUUUCUAUAGGUUGUUAAUUCAUGUUAUGUAUCAUUUAUCUUAUUUCUUGUAGGAAGUUGAUUCAUUUUAUUGAAAAUAUUAUCUAUAGGCAGUUGAUUUACGCAAUAUAUGUAUUUUUUAUAUAAUAUAUAAAUAUAUAUAUGCACUUGAUCAUAAAUAAUAAUGAAGUAAUAUUUUAUAUACAAACGAAUUAUAUCUGUAUUGAAUGUGUGUUUCGCUUCAAUUUGGUGAGUGUUUUUUUACCAAGCAUGUUUAUGUAUAAUUCCUAAAAUGACAAAUACAUUUAAACGAUACAUCAGCCUGUUUGCCUUGUCUUAAGCAUACGAAUUGUAAACUAGCCGUUAUUAUAAAUAAAAAAAUAAAUAAAAUAAUGAUAA